CUGUAAUGAGCAAGACAGAAAAAAUAUAACUUUUUGAUGUUCUUGUCACUGUUUCAAACCGAAUGUUAAGUUUCAAGAGUCAAAAACCCAAAAUUGUUAAGGAAUAUGUAUAUGUGAAAUGUGAUUGCAAGCGAAAAAGGGCGUAUGAAGUCACCAUUAUGGAUUUUUCGAGGGAGAUUAUGGUGGAAAUUCUUUCAAGAUUGACAAUCAAACCUAUUUUCCGAUGUAAAACUGUUUGCAAACACUGGUAUAGUCUUUUAACUUCCGACCCUUUAUUUGUUAAGAUGUAUCAAACAAGAUCAUGUAAUUUCCCCUGCAUUUUGCUUUCGAAUGAUGACUCUGUUGCUUCAGUUCUUGAACUUAAAGCAGAUUAUGAUUACUAUUCUCGCCCGCGAAAUAGACUUGUUAUGUUGAGUUCUAAGUUUCACCUCCCUAGACAUAAAGAUAGAUUUGGUUAUAGUUUUGAUAGAUCAAUGUUGGAUUUAAUUGGUUCAUGUAGUGGGUUGAUUUGUUUGUGGAAUGGUGAUAGGUAUGAUGAAAACUAUUCGAUUUAUAUUAGUAAUCCUCUUUCGGGUGAGUAUUUUAAGGUUAAAUUGCCUGAAUGGGAGAAGAGGGUUCGUCGUGUUGCUAAUACCUUGUGUUAUAGUGAAGAUUCUGGACAGUAUAAGGUAUUGAGGUCAGUGAAUAGAAAGUUUCGGGGUCGUCCUGAAGUGUCUGAAUUAUAGGUUUGUAAUCUUGGAGUUGAUGAGAAAUGGAGAAAUGUGGGGGAGGUUGCUUUUUCGUUAUUUGGUAGAUUUGGUAAUGUGAAUGUCAAUGGUGUUCUUUAUUGGCUGAAGGAUGAUGAUGAUAUUAAAACAAGUGCUAGCAUUCACUCGUUUAAUCUUGUGACGGAAGAGGUGAAGCCCGUGCCAGUUCCACUUGGUUUGAAAACUCCUUCUUUGGGUUUGAGGCUAGCGGAGUUGGGGAAUUGUUUGUGUUUGACUGAUAGUUGCUCUUUUCAGCAUGUUGAUAUAUGGUGGAUGAAAGAGGAUGGAAUAACUGAUUCUUGGACUAAAGAUCGCAUUUUGACAAAUUUCAUUCCGCAUCAUAUCUGUAGCUCUGAUUUAAUACCAAUCAUAUUUUGGAAAGACGGAGAAAUCUUGAUGCAAAGCAGACGACACACAGAGCUACUUUCUUACAACACAAAAGAGAAGAAGUUUAGGAAGGUCAAGGUUUACAACG
This is a messenger RNA of Solanum pennellii, 1221 nucleotides long. Its product is annotated as F-box protein At3g07870-like. Lineage: Eukaryota; Viridiplantae; Streptophyta; Magnoliopsida; Solanales; Solanaceae. Bases 63 to 725 code for a protein of 220 amino acids. The transcript has a single exon. The record is from RefSeq and is a predicted model, not a curated record. Gene Ontology annotation, molecular function: protein binding.